GGUUUCGGAAGAUCUCGAUGAAUGAAAUUAUAGCGCUUCGUUUCUGAUAGAUGGCAAAGUUUGAUCGUUAGAUACGACGUGACGAAACAGAAGGUAGUGAAAGUGGGAAGAAAUGAAAUUUACGAUCAGCCAUAAUCGCAUCCGUCCAAGUCAAUACUGAGAAGAAAUGGGAUAGUCCAGUGGACAUUGGGAAUUACCAAUUCCAUCUGAUAUAUGGAGAUCCUCCGAAAACAAAUAAACUUGGGUGAAAGUGGGUUUGUUAUUCACGGAUGGUGGAAGAACAGCCGCCAUCCUUCACGAUGUUCACAUUUUAAUAAAAACUGAGCUCCGGUCAGUAGGCAAGUUUCUUUUUUGUUAGUGACAUGGAUACUUGAGAUAAGUGAGUAAGAUUGUUUGACGAUUGUAGGGAUUGUUGAGUAAGCAUGCUCAUUUUUUUGCUUGGAUUCAUCCUUGGCAUAGAAAUACUGCAGGCUCUCUAUCUCCAACCGAAUCUGGUUCCCAACAGGCAUAAGAGGGAUAUAGAAGCUGAGAACAUAACCUUUACCUUCGAAUGCAAAGGCAGAGCAAUAGGAUUUUACGCCGACGUCGAGCACAACUGCCACAUUUUUCACAUGUGCGAUGAAGAUGGUAGAAGAGUUCCACACAUGUGUGCAAACGAUACUAGCUUUAAUCAGGAAUAUAGAAUUUGUGACUGGGAAUACAAUUUCAACUGUUCUGAGGCACCAAUGUGGUAUUACCUAAAUGAAUUGACCUACGCAACUGACAAACCAUUUGAGGAGGAUUAUGAUUAUGGUGGAGAAUAACUGCAGUUCGAAUACAUCCUUGUUCAUGUAAAAAUUGUAAAUGUAUAUUUAUUUUUUGAAUUAAACGAUUAUGGGAAAAUA
Messenger RNA from Coccinella septempunctata (seven-spotted ladybird), 884 nucleotides. RefSeq lists its product as uncharacterized. Gene Ontology annotation, molecular function: chitin binding. The transcript is spliced from 4 exons. Gene Ontology annotation, cellular component: extracellular region. The record is from RefSeq and is a predicted model, not a curated record. Lineage: Eukaryota; Metazoa; Arthropoda; Insecta; Coleoptera; Coccinellidae. Bases 423 to 803 code for a protein of 126 amino acids.